AUUCAACAACAGCAUAAAAAAGCAAAACAGAGAAGGAGAGGAAGAGGAAAAGCAAGAGAAGAAAAGCUGAGAGACUGUUUUGAAAAUUUUGCAUUUUGAUGCCAGUUUUAAAAUCAGGGAGUAGGCCACCAUGGGUGGGCCUUGCAGCUGCUGUUUGGGUCCAAAUAGCAGCUGGAAAUGCCUACACCUUCCCUCUGUACUCUCACUCUCUGAAAUCUGUUCUGGGCUUCAACCAGCAGCAGCUGACCAUGCUCGGCGUCGCUAAUGACAUCGGCGAGAACAUCGGCCUACUUCCGGGGACCGCAUGCAACAGCUUCCCGCCAUGGGCCAUCUUGUCAAUCGGAACAAUCGCAUGCUUCUUCGGGUAUGGCCUUUUGUGGCUUUCUGUCAGCCAGAUGGUGUCCUUGCCUUACUGGGUGUUAUGGAUUGCACUCUGCAUCGCUACUAAUAGCAGUGCAUGGCUCGGAACGGGUGUGCUUGUGACUAACAUGAGGAACUUCCCUCUAAGUAGGGGCACUGUUGCUGGCAUUCUUAAGGGCUAUGUUGGGCUCAGUGCUGCUGUGCUUACAGAAAUUUAUUCUGGAGUUCUUAAAAAUUCCUCCUCUAAGCUUUUGCUAUUUCUCGCCCUCGGGAUUCCUGCCCUAUGUCUGGCGAUGAUGUAUUUUGUUAGGCCUUGCACCCCAGUUUUAGAAGAAGACUCGGCUGACAAUGUUUAUUUUCUAUUCAUCCAAGGUGCCAGCAUUUUUCUCGGCAUCUAUCUUCUCACAACUACAAUACUUGAUGAUGUUCUCGGUUUGAGUACUACUAUUUCCUACAUUUUCUUUUGUAUAAUGGUUCUCUUGCUCCUGGCCCCACUUGCAAUACCAUUAAAGAUGACACUAUACCCAUUGAACCGCAAAAAGACAGGCGCACUUAGCCAGUCAACUUCUGCAGAACAUCUGAUUUCCGGCGAGCUCGAUUCAGACAAAUCAGAGCCGUUGCUAAAUCCAUCUUCGUCAACGCCAAAUCUUGGAAAUUUUCAGGAAGGUGAUGAUGCUUCGGAUGUGAGCAUGCUUCUAGCCGAAGGAGAGGGUGCAGUCAAGAAAAAGAGGAGACCCAAGAGGGGGGAGGAUUUUGAAUUCUUUGAAGCUUUCAUCAAGGCUGAUUUCUGGCUCCUGUUUCUGGUCUACUUUCUUGGGGUCGGAUCUGGUGUUACUGUUCUCAAUAACUUGGCCCAGAUUGGAAUCGCGGAAGGCAUUAAUGACACAACUGUGCUCUUGUCUCUCUUCAGCUUUUGCAAUUUUGUCGGACGUCUUGGCGGGGGUGUGGUUUCUGAAUACUUUGUCAGGUCGAAGAAUAUUCCUCGGACAAUUUGGAUGACGUACACACAAAUAAUAAUGAUUGUCGUAUACCUUCUAUUCGCUUCAUUUCUUAAUGGCACCCUUUACAUUGCAACUGCAUUGCUCGGCAUUUGCUAUGGUGUCCAAUUCUCUGCCAUGGUGCCAACCGCCUCUGAACUUUUCGGGUUGAAGCACUUUGGUAUAAUUUACAAUUUCAUGUCAAUAGGCAAUCCGCUUGGAGCACUGCUGUUCUCGGGUGUGCUAGCAGGCUACAUUUAUGAUCAGGAAGUGGAGAGGCAGAAUGGAGGUCUCACACUUGGUUCGAGUACUUCGUGCAUUGGACCCAAUUGCUUUAGGCUCACAUUCCUUGUUCUAGCCGGGGUCUGUGGUUUGGGCUCUGUAUUGAGCAUAAUUCUGACAGCGAGAAUAAGACCAGUGUAUCAAAUGCUCUACUCCGGCAGUUCGUUUCGGUUGCCUCAAAGUCCGCGCUGUUGAUGAGGUCCAUGUUGUUUUGGAGGUUAGGAUUUGCAGCUUAGGUGGUGGUUAUUCUUCAGUCAAUAAAGAAGCUUCUUGGGUCCAUCGCAUUUUCACACACAUCCGUUAUAGUGCGAAGGAUAUACAGCGUCGGAGUUAGAUCGAAGCUAGCAGAUGAUAGUGCAAAGGAUAUACAGCAUUGGAGUUGGAUCAAAUUUGGCAGAGACAGUAACCUCCCUUGAUCUUCGAAGUAUUCAACUUUCCAUACCGCAUCACGCAUUGAUGAUACAACAUUGAUUGGAGCUUUUGUUAUAUGUUUUCAGAUCGAAGGAGGUUAGUCACAAGCUAAAGCAGGUACCUAGAUGUAACAUCUCUGUCAAAUUUGGAAAAUAUAGUUAUGAUGCUUUAGUAAUACAUAUAUCGCGUUUUGGUCCCUUCAAAUUGCUUUGAUUUCUAGUGACGUUUGAGAUCAUUGCUGCUUAAGGUAGUGACCGCAAGAGAUUUGGAUUUU
This is a messenger RNA of Magnolia sinica, 2304 nucleotides long. Its product is annotated as protein NUCLEAR FUSION DEFECTIVE 4-like. The transcript has 4 exons. The record is from RefSeq and is a predicted model, not a curated record. Gene Ontology annotation, cellular component: membrane. The coding region runs from base 99 to 1814 and encodes 571 amino acids. Lineage: Eukaryota; Viridiplantae; Streptophyta; Magnoliopsida; Magnoliales; Magnoliaceae.